Protobothrops mucrosquamatus (brown spotted pit viper) is the source of this 2594-nucleotide messenger RNA. RefSeq names its product GRB2 associated regulator of MAPK1 subtype 1 (gene GAREM1). Gene Ontology annotation, molecular function: proline-rich region binding. The record is from RefSeq and is a predicted model, not a curated record. NCBI's taxonomy places the organism in Eukaryota, Metazoa, Chordata, Lepidosauria, Squamata, Viperidae. The coding region runs from base 1 to 2541 and encodes 846 amino acids. The transcript has 5 exons. Gene Ontology annotation, biological process: cellular response to epidermal growth factor stimulus; epidermal growth factor receptor signaling pathway.
AUGGCUAUUUUCCAAUUCACUGAAAUAGCUGAAGAAAGGCAAAUAGUAAAAUGUAACACUAAAAGUGUGUGCCCAACUAAACACACUAAAUCAUCCCGAGAAUCACUGAUGGUGAUUGGUGAUAGUGAUUGGAAGCUGAAGAAACAGAAAGUUAACUUGGCCUAUAGACGUGGCGGUGGAUUCGGCAAGGAUAUUUCCAAACUGAAUAUUAAUAAUGUAACAAUAAUGGCACAAAAAUUUAGGAAGUGGAUGCAGAGAUUAAAACAUAAAGUAAUCAGAAAAAAAACUCAAGUGGCUUCAGGUGAAUGCAAUGAAGACACAGAAGUUUAUAAUAUUACCCUUUGCACAGGAGAUGAGCUCACAUUAAUGGGACAAGCAGAAAUCUUAUAUGCAAAAUCUUCAAAGGAAAAGUCACGGCUCAAUACCAUUUUCAAGAAAAUUGGAAAACUCAAUUCCAUUAGCAAAUUGGGCAAAGGCAAAAUGCCUUGCUUGAUUUGCAUGAACCAUCGGACCAAUGAGAGUAUUAGCCUACCUUUCCAGUGUAAAGGGAGAUUCAGCACACGUAGUCCCUUAGAGCUGCAAAUGCAAGAAGGGGAGCAUACCAUUCGAAACAUCGUGGAGAAGACACGGCUCCCAGUGAAUGUGAAUGUGCCAAGCCCUCCCCCACGGAAUCCUUAUGACUUGCAUUUUGUCCGUGAAGGGCACCGUUACAAGUUUGUUAAUAUUCAAACCAAGACAGUUGUGGUUUGCUGCGCACUACAUAGUAAUAAAAUUAUUCCAAUGCACUUUCCUUUGCAUUUAGCUCUUCCAAAGUUUACCCUUCCAGAAAGUCUUGUGAAAGGAGAAGUAUGGCAUGAAGCCUUUGUGAAGCACUGGUUUGGCCUCUGCCAAGAGCAGUUUGAUAUUGAUGAAUAUUCUCGUGCUGUGAGAGAUGUAAAAGCUGACUGGAAUGAAGACUGCAAAAGCCCACAAAAAAGUCGACCCACCAGCCACAACCAUGUGCCAAACUCUCUCAGUUAUGCCCGGGAUGAGUUGACCCAGUCUUUCCACCGUCUCUCAGUCUGUGUUUAUGGAAACAACCUCCAUGGAAAUAGUGAGGUGAAUCUUCAUGAUUGCAGAGACUUGUGUAAUGAGUGGGCUUUAUCUUCUCAUGAUGCUUUGCAAGAUUCUAGGGAUGGGAGCUGUAACUACCCUUUCCCUGAAAUUAGUGAAGAAACAGUCUGUUUACCUCCUAAACUGGAACUUCCAUAUGAAGAACUAUGGUUGGACAAAGAGGAUGGGAAAGUGAAUGAUCAGCCACUUACUCGCUCACAGAGCGAAAAGAACAAAUGUGACAACUACAGGAGUUCUUUCCGGUCCAAGGGUGGUACAGCUUCUCUGCCAGCACCUGGAUCUUUAGUAACAACAGCAAAAUCCUCAGAUGUUUCCCUACCUCCACCACCUGUGCCUCCUAAAUCAGAAGCGGUCAGAGAGGAAUGUAGACUCUUGAAUGCUCCUCCUGUCCCACCACGCAACUCAAAGCCAACAUCUACUAGCCCUUCUAUUCCUCCACGGAUGAGCAAACCUGUGCGGCAGCAAACUCGUUCUCCUAGUCCAACACUUUCAUAUUAUUCAUCAGGACUGCAUAAUAUCGCCACAGAAGGAGAUGCUGAAAACUCUUCCGAGAUUAUUCCCGUAACUUGUUAUCCAUGUGUUAUGGGGAAAAGUGACCUGCAAGAAGUUGACAACAAAUUGCCUUUGGGAAGCCCGUCUGCUGAUGCUUUGCUCUCUAGACUUUCAUGGCCAAAUCAUUUUUCUGGAGCUGCUGAAGGCCUUACUAGGAGUGAGUUUCUGUUGGAUCCAAGCAGAAGUUAUAGCUAUCCAAGGCAGAAGACUCCCAACACACCAAAGAGAAGCUGUCCAGCACCUUUUACAUUCAAUUUUGACAGAAAUGAAGUUUCUGUAGGGGAUGUACCACCAGCUACAACUGAGGUAGAAUGCACCAUGCCCAGUUGCCCAAAAUCAGCAAGUUACUCACUUGAAUAUACCGAUGAAAAAAGUUUGGCAGUAAGUGGUACAUUGCAGUCACUUUCUUGCCCUGCCUUACCCCCUCGUGCACCAAAGAUGGUAGAGGAGAAGCCAGGGCUUGACUUGUGUCCCGGGUCUCUCAGAAUAGAUGGUGCUGAGGAGGAUCCUCUCAGGAGCUCUCCAGACCUUUCUGAAGACCAGUAUCUGGGUAAAAAAAGCAUGCAAGACCUCUUCUCAGUUUCUUAUUCUUUCUCAUCACCCCUUCAUCUUCAGUUAGCACCGAGAUCUUGUGGUGAUGGUUCACCAUGGCAGCCACCCGUAGAUCUGUCUGGGCUUUCCAUUGAAGAAGUAUCUAAGUCUCUGCGAUUUAUAGGCUUAUCCGAGGAUGUCAUAACACUUUUUGUUACUGAAAAAAUUGAUGGCAACUUGCUUGUCCAGCUCAAUGAAGAGAUCCUUUCUGAGGACUUUAAACUCAGCAAACUACAAGUUAAAAAAAUAUUACAAUUUAUUAAUGGCUGGAGACCUAAAAUGUAGUGCUGACCAGUUCAACAAAAUGUAGAAGUAUGCUGAAACUAACUCACAAUCUA